Messenger RNA from Dentiscutata erythropus, 1227 nucleotides. The record is from the annotation of a GenBank genome assembly. NCBI's taxonomy places the organism in Eukaryota, Fungi, Glomeromycota, Glomeromycetes, Diversisporales, Gigasporaceae.
AUGGCAAGUUUUAUUAAAGCAAAUCGAUCAUAUUUUGAAUACGAAAUCUCCAAUAUCUCUCAGCUAAUACACGCAAUAUAUGGACCUCCGUUCGCUCACGAAUUUCGUUCUAAACAACUUUGGCAUUUGGUCAUUAAGCCGCUGAAAGAUUAUUGUGUUAUAUACUUGGAACAAGUGUCCACUUUAAAUGCAAAACAGUGUGAUGAAUUUAUGGCAAGACUUUCAAUGUGUAAUCAUAAAAUUCAUGUUAGAAGGUCGGAUGGCACUGAAAUUUUACCGAUUAAUAAUUUAAGUAAUAAAAAAGAUACUUAUAAAGUAUUCAGAAGAUCUUGUCUGAAAGAUUCACCAAUAAUAAUCGGUAUUGAGAUGCUAAAACCUGAAUUCAGUCAAAACCCUUCUACCGCCUUCUCUUCAACCACUCCGCCCACAUUUAACAACAUAGCUAAAGAAAUUUCACCUUCAAAAGUAAAGACUAUUUGGACUGAAGAAUUACAUAAUCCCGCGACUGCCGAUGUUAGAUUCAUGAUUGAUGAUCAUGAAUUAUUCGCAAGUAGUUCUAUCCUUGCGAAAAGAUCUAAAUGUUUUAAAGAGAUAUUUGAUGAAAUGAAACGUGAUACAAAAAGUGAAAUUAAUGAAAAACUCGGUAUUCGUGAAAAAGGAAAAUCCGAUAUUGGUGAAAGUGAUGAGAAACUACUCACCAUUCCGGAUGAAGAAGAAAGCUGGUCUUCUUUUGAUGACACUCUUUCAAUAGCUUCUACAACCUCAUCUACUGAAACUGUGUUCACUCCACCCUCAAAACCUCCUUUUAAAUCACAUGAAUUCGAUUAUGAAUUAGUAAUUUCAGAUUUUCCAUAUAACUCAGUUCUCCAAAUGCUUCAAUUUUUAUAUACCGACGAUCUGCCCUUCACUGAUAAAGUUUCUUCCAACUCCUAUUCUAUCUCCGAUGAAAUAUAUUCCCUAUAUGGUAUCGCUGAUAAAUACCAAAUACAUGACCUAAAAAUCCAUCUCAAGAAACUCAUUCUCUGUAAUAUUAGAUUAGAAACUUGUGCGGAAAUGUUAUUCAAACACGUUUGGAAAUGGCCAGAAUUAAAACGUGUCGUUAUGCCAUUUGUAGUAAAGUACUUUGCAAAAAUUAAGUGUACGCAAGGUUAUUUAAAUAUAUUAGAAAAGUGUAAAUGUGGGGAUAAAGGGAUAAAAAGUUGGAAGUUCAAUGCUCUUUCAGUUUGA